Molecule: messenger RNA, 543 nt
Organism: Candidula unifasciata
Lineage: Eukaryota; Metazoa; Mollusca; Gastropoda; Stylommatophora; Geomitridae
Source: the annotation of a GenBank genome assembly
AUGGCAAAGCAAAAUAGUCCCAAGGGAGCUACUAGCAGUGAUGAUGUACAACAAACCGUCUUGAUUGUAACAAACGUGGAUUCUGAUAUUUUCUCCAACGCCGAGUCACAGGCAGUGUUCGAAUCCACAUUUCGCGACGUGGAUGGCCAGGUCAGCUUCACAUAUUUACGACAGCAACACCGGGCCAGGCUGCAAUUUUCCUCCCCAGAUUUGGCUUCUGAAGCUAAGGCAAGAUACGACGGCAUGAUGAUGUUUGGCCAAGUCAUUGGCUGCUUCUUUGUUCAGUCUCAAGGAGCGGUAGACACCAAUUUCCUCAUUCCCCCAAAACUGCAGCGAGCAUAUCUCUUAUCUCCCCCUGCCUCGCCUCCGGUUGGCUGGAAGGGCGGGCCUGACCUUGAACCCGUUGUAGACCAAGAACUGCUUGCGGCCAUUGGAAACCUUGAAUCAGGCAAAGCUCUUGUGAUUCAUCGAGAUGCUGACAAUCGUCCGAAUAUUAUACUUCAUCUUUCUGACGAUAUUGCAGGGAAACAGCCUGGCAAAUAG